Molecule: messenger RNA, 1178 nt
Organism: Cephus cinctus (wheat stem sawfly)
Lineage: Eukaryota; Metazoa; Arthropoda; Insecta; Hymenoptera; Cephidae
Gene: Blos2
Product: biogenesis of lysosome-related organelles complex 1 subunit 2
Exons: 2
Coding region: 285-782 (165 amino acids)
Biological process (GO): lysosome localization; endosomal transport
Cellular component (GO): BLOC-1 complex; gamma-tubulin complex; BORC complex
Molecular function (GO): gamma-tubulin binding
Source: RefSeq, a predicted model, not a curated record
UCGGCUACGACGGGAUUCGCAUUGUCGGCGGAGGCGAUGAUCACAAAAUCCUACUGCCUGCUACUGCCGGACUCUUCUCCACGAUUUAACGCCAUGCUUUUGGUAGCGCCUAAAGUGACAUAAAGCCGUAGCGUUGAUUAUCUCCUUAUUACUUUCUGUUGCAUACUGAUUCAUAGCUGACUUUCUGUCAGUAUCAGUCAGUAUUAAUUAUUAACGAUUGUAUCAACUAGUUGAGUGUUUGACAUUUGUAUUUAAAAGGAAGACGUUAUAGAGAAACUUUGAAUAUGAGCUCAGUCAAAGAUACUGGCAAAGAAGGAACACAAAGUGACAAUGUGUCAGUGGAUAAUUUGGAAUUGGAUGGAAAUCUACGAUGUGAAUCUCCAAAACGUGGAACUACUCUGUCAACAAGUACAAGUAGUUUUGAAGCUUUAGAUCCACAUGAUCCCAAUCUUAGCCGUUUGGCAAAUACAAUGUUUCAAAAGACUGGAGAAUAUCUUCAAGAAGAGCUUACUGCGACUCAUGCUGAUUACCGAUUAUUAGAGCGCUUAAAUAAGGAAGCCAUUGAGAAGUAUGCAGAGUUGAAAACCAUAUCGACAAAUGUGGCACAUUCAUUAGAUACACUAAAUCAAAAGUAUAAGAAACUUCAACCAGUACUGGAUAACAUUAAUCAGAUAGAUGACAGUGUAACAAAAUUAGAGCAGGCUGCAUAUAAAUUAGCUGCAUAUUCCAAAAGACUGGAAGCUAAAUUCAAGGAAAUCGAGAAAGAGAACAGUAGCAAGUGAGAUGUCGCUGUCUGUUUUGAAAUAUUUUAAUUGCCACUGUACCCCAUGGGUAAAUAUUUUCAUAUAAUCUAAAUUAUGUGAUAUGUUAUUAAAAGGAUUUGCUUCAUCGAUAUUCAUGGAGUUCUAAAUUCUUAUUUUUAAUACACAAUUGCCUCCUUUGGUGCAAUAUAUGGUCAUAGGAAUAAGAUCUCUAAACAAGAAGGAAUUCUGUAUUUAGAAGUAUCAAUAAGUUAUUAAAUAACAAGGGUUCAUAUUUGUAACUAAAAUAACAUAAAUGCUAGUAUAGAGUAGAACUUUUAUUAUUGAUGUACACGCGUAUUAUAAUUUAUACAUAGCCGGCAGAUGUGCAAAAUCUGUAUUCUAUUAUUUAUUAAUAAUAUAAAUGUUACUAUUGAA